GAAAAAAUGAAUUACUAUAUAUUUUUAAACCCCCACCGUGGUUUUUAGCGGCGGGACGACACGGACAUAUGCUCGCUAAAGUCCGCGUCGCAGGACUUCACAGACGUUAGGACGCCACCUCGUCUCCUCGGAGCGGCUAACGGCUCUAAGGUGACUUUCCUCAGAGCUCGUUUGAGGCGGGCGGGCAGGUCCGGCGACGGGGAGCGAGCUGCGGAGGCCAUGCAUCAGGGGUGAGGGGGGCGGGGGGGGGGGGGAAUCACAACACACACACACACACACACCGUCAGGCCGAGGUGGGCGUGGAGAUGAAGCUCAAGCAGCGCAUGGUGGUCCUGUGUGCCGUGCUCCUCCUGCUGGGCCUGGCCAAGAUCUUCCUGCUGGACGGCGGCGAGGGCUCGGCGGCCAGCCGGCGUGACCUCCGGGCGUUUCGCAAGAUGGAAGCCGGCCUCUCUCUGUCGCGUGGCGCCCGCCUCACGCACACCCUCCAGUCGCCGUGGGAGAUAGCGAGCCAGUGGGUGGGCCCGAGGGAGGUGUACCCGGAGGACACCCCCGAGCUGGCGGCCGUGCUCGCCUCCCUCGGCAGCGCCCGCAUCGAGCGGGCGGACGUGGGCUACAAGGGCACGCAGCUCAAGUCCCUGCUGGUGCUGGACGGGGGCCAGAAGGUGGUCUUCAAGCCCAAGAGAUACAGCCGAGACCACGUGGUGGAGGGAGAGCCGUACGCCGGCUACGACCGGCACAACGCGGAGGUGGCUGCGUUCCACCUGGACAGGAUCCUGGGCUUCAGGAGAGCGCCCCUAGUGGUCGGGAGGAACGUCAACGUGCGCACGGAGAUCAAACCGGUGGCCACGGACCAGCUGCUGGGCACCUUCCUCAUGCAGGGUAACAACACGUGUUUCUAUGGGAAGUGUUACUACUGCCGGGAGAGCGAGCCGGCGUGUGCGGAGGGCGACGUCAUGGAGGGGUCGCUGACCCUCUGGCUGCCGGAUGUCUGGCCGCUGCAGAAGCACCGGCACCCCUGGGGCCGCACGUACCGGGAGGGGAAGCUGGCCAGGUGGGAGUACGAUGAGAGUUACUGCGAGGCGGUGAAGAAGAUGCCUCCGUACGACGCCGGGCCGAGGCUGCUGGACGUCAUCGACACGGCCAUCUUUGAUUACCUCAUCGGGAACGCCGACCGGCAUCACUACGAGAGCUUCCAGGACGACGGCGGCGCCAGCAUGCUCAUCCUGCUGGACAACGCCAAGAGCUUUGGGAACGCCGCUCUGGACGAGCGCAGCAUCCUCGCCCCGCUCUACCAGUGCUGCAUGGUCCGCGUGUCCACGUGGAACCGGCUGAACCUGCUGAAGGCCGGCGCCCUGAGCUCGGCGCUGCGCCAGGCGCUGACCUUCGACCCCAUCCGGCCGGUCCUGGCCGAGCCGCACCUCGCCGCCCUGGACCGCCGUCUGUCGGGCGUCAUGGCGACCGUGAAGCAGUGCAUGGAGGCGCAGAGCCCCGACGGCACGCUCAUCGAGGACCGGAUGAACGUCCCGCACCCGUAGAGACGCGAGGAGCGACGGGAGCCGCCGGGACCCUCGUCUCUCUCCUCCGGGCGGAGGUGAAGAGACGCAGAGCGACCGACCCGACCCGACGGGUCCGCUACGUCAACUUAUUCUCAGGACUGUUGUUCGCCAUAAGACGGGAUCUCCUCGCUUCCUCCUGCUCGGGACUCAGAGGGGAGGAGGAGGAGGAAGAGGAGGAGGAAGAGGAGAAAAUGAGCCUCCAGCGUCUCGGUGAAAGAUGGCCGCCGCUGUUUGGAGCCCAGAGACCAAGACACUGAAGGACGGUCCGGACUCUGAGGACCACGACCGGUUCCCGCUCCUCGACUGGAGAUGGAACUUUGUCCGUAAACAAGGGAUUCUGACUCCUCCAUCAUGUGUGUACAGACUUAACUGAGUAGUGACCUAGAAUUAUGAGACAAAAGAAUAUACAUUUGUGGAUUAUGAUAUUAAGAAAGUGUGUGUGUGUGUGUGUGUGUGUGUGUGUGUGUGUGUGUGUGUGUGUGUGUGUGUGUGUGUGUGUGUGUGUGUGUGUGUGUGUGUGUGUGUGUGUGUGUGUGUGUGUGUGUGUGUGUGUGUGUGUGUGUGUGUGUGUGUGUGACAUAUUGUGCCGUGAAUAAGAAGCUACUGAGGUGACGGGCUUGAGGGUGUGUGGGUUCAUCUUCAGCAUUAAACUAUGAUUAUUUAA
This is a messenger RNA of Pseudoliparis swirei, 2220 nucleotides long. It is a transcript of the gene fam20b, whose product is annotated as FAM20B glycosaminoglycan xylosylkinase. The record is from RefSeq and is a predicted model, not a curated record. NCBI's taxonomy places the organism in Eukaryota, Metazoa, Chordata, Actinopteri, Perciformes, Liparidae. Gene Ontology annotation, biological process: protein phosphorylation. Gene Ontology annotation, molecular function: phosphotransferase activity, alcohol group as acceptor. Gene Ontology annotation, cellular component: Golgi apparatus. The transcript is spliced from 9 exons. The coding region runs from base 306 to 1535 and encodes 409 amino acids.